CAACUAAACAAAGUGAUGGCUCCUCAUGGAUUUAUCAUUUCUAUGAAAUUUAAUAACAAAUCUAUUCUCCCGAGACGUGAUAUGUUUUGUCUCUCUAUAUAUAUUGCAACCCCAUUGCCUCUUUCCUAUCAUCCUUUCCAUUCUCCGUUCUUCGUUCUUCUCAAGCCUCUCGUUCUCUGUGUUCCGCCGUUGAAGCUUCAAAGCUCUUAUUACGCCUUCACAAACAAAACCCACUUCUCUACUCUUGCUGAUUUAAGCAACUCAAGAAUACAUCUACCCCAAUCCAUUAAGAUGGCAACAGAGCAAUACUUUGAAGAUGCGGUGGUCCAGUCCAACUCCAUUGGAGACGAUAAAUGUUCAUUUGGAAAAUGGAAUCCUGUUUCCGAGGUCUCAGAGUCUGAAAACAAGUCCUGUGGUAACUUUGACUGCAGCAUAUGCUUAGACUCUGUGCACGAUCCGGUGGUGACCCUGUGUGGCCAUCUAUACUGCUGGCCAUGCAUAUACAAGUGGAUUCAGUUCCAGACUCCGUCUUCUGAAAGCCAAGAGAACCAAAAACAGCCACAGUGCCCUGUUUGCAAAACUGAAGUCUCCGAAUCCUCUCUAGUCCCACUCUAUGGUCGUGGUCAAACAACAAAGCCCACGAAGCCAUCUAAAGGCAAGGCUCCCAAUAUUGGUAUAGUCAUUCCAAAAAGACCUCUCGCUCCUUGCGGGGUUGACACACCACGAACCCCAAGUACCAGCCCUUACGGAACUCAGCAACUCCAUCACCGGAUUAAUCCUUAUCAAUCCCAACUGAGCAGCACUCAAGGAGGUAGUUAUGCAGCUGCUGCUUUACCGAUGCAUGGUCCUGGUGAUACAGCAACACAAGUCUUAAAUCCGACGGUCGGCUUGUUUGGUGAAAUGGUGUAUGCUAGGGUGUUUGGUAACUCGAUAACAAAUGUCUACACAUACCCUAAUUCGUAUAACCUUGCUGGCAGCGCUAGUCCUAGGGUGAGAAGGCAUGUAUUGCAGGCUGAUAAGUCGCUCAACAGAAUGUGUUUUUUUCUGUUUUGUUGCUUUAUGUUGUGCCUAAUUUUGUUUUGAGCAGAGUUUUUCGUUGCUCAUCGUAUACAUGUAAAUUAAAUGAGUAUGAAUAUGAAAUAUAUGCGGAUUCAACCAGA
Rosa chinensis is the source of this 1160-nucleotide messenger RNA. Its product is annotated as E3 ubiquitin-protein ligase RMA1H1. The record is from RefSeq and is a predicted model, not a curated record. Bases 16 to 1083 code for a protein of 355 amino acids. Lineage: Eukaryota; Viridiplantae; Streptophyta; Magnoliopsida; Rosales; Rosaceae. The transcript is spliced from 2 exons. Gene Ontology annotation, molecular function: ubiquitin protein ligase activity; ubiquitin-like protein conjugating enzyme binding. Gene Ontology annotation, cellular component: endoplasmic reticulum. Gene Ontology annotation, biological process: ubiquitin-dependent protein catabolic process.